Messenger RNA from Drosophila eugracilis, 3074 nucleotides. Its product is annotated as modifier of mdg4. NCBI's taxonomy places the organism in Eukaryota, Metazoa, Arthropoda, Insecta, Diptera, Drosophilidae. The record is from RefSeq and is a predicted model, not a curated record. Gene Ontology annotation, molecular function: protein binding. Gene Ontology annotation, biological process: regulation of transcription by RNA polymerase II. The transcript has 5 exons. Gene Ontology annotation, cellular component: nucleus. Bases 377 to 1879 code for a protein of 500 amino acids.
GGGUUGCACUGAAAUUGGCAAAAAACAAAAUGGAGGCGUAUAAUAUUUUUGUUUGGCAUAGAAUAUAAAAAAUCCGUGUUCGUGUGUGCAAGGAACGCCGUAAACAAACGCCGUAAAAGCGGGCAAACAGAAAUAACGCGAACGGAAUAAGGCAAAGCGAUCGGGAACCGCUGGAAGGAACCCGUAUCUCGGCGUAUCAUUGGAAGGCAAAAAAAGAACCGGAGGAGUUCCAUAUUCGCGAAUUUUUUUAUUUGGUGGGGCGCUUCCAAGGCAGUAGGCUUCCCCCUUCCCGGGAACUACAGCUAAUUGGAUUGGACUGGAAAGAAGAAGAGCGCGGGGUAGUGGGAUAGGAGGCGGACGUAAAGAGGACGCCGCGAUGGCCACCACCCAGCAAUAUUCGCUGCGGUGGAACAACUACCUGCGCCACCUCACCUUCUCCCUGGACAACCACCGGCUGAACGAUGACUUCGUGGACGUCAGCCUUUGUGUGGAUGGCAGAAGGAUCAAGGCCCACAAAGUGGUACUCUCCUCCUGCUCAUCGUACUUCAAGGAGAUCUUCAAAGAGAACCCCCAUCCGCAUCCAGUCAUUAUUUUUAAGUUCAUCAAGUUCGAAGAUCUCAACUCGAUUAUCGAGUUUAUGUACCAGGGUGAAGUCAAUGUGCAGCAGGAGGCUCUCCAGUCGUUCCUGCAGACCGCCGAGUUGCUGGCCGUCCAAGGACUCACCGCGGAGGAGAAGGAGAAGCCGCAGCUACCAGUGGCACCGCUGAUUAGCGAACACAAGCUGAUCAAGACCAUACCAAGCACCAUACGCGCGGUCAACGAGCAGCACCAGCAACAGCAGCAGCAGCAGGUGGCUAGUGUGGCCCAGGCGCAGUCUGCUACGCAAACCAUCGAUAUACCCACGGCCACGUUGCUGCAGGCAACCACCGCCAAUCAAGUGCAAUCACAGGUAGUUGCAGCUGCAGCAGCAGCCGCACAGCAGCAGCUCCAAGUCCAGCAGCAGCAACAGCAGCAUCACCAUGUACAAACCACCCAGAUCCAGCACAUUCAAGUGCAAUCUGCACCGCCCCCGCAACAACAGCCGCAGCAGCAGCAACAACAACAGCAGCAGUCCCAGCAGCAACAAACGACGCCGGUGCAGGCGCAACACUUGACCAUAACCAAUGCGGUUGCCCUGCCGGCGAGUAAAAAGCGAAAGAUCACCUUCUCGGACGAUGAUGACAACAUCUACACCACCGAAACCGUUGACUAUGCCGUCAAGGAUGAACAGACCAUAGUGAAAACUUCCGAUAUGACUUUCCUGCGCGGCGCCGUCAAGAUGGAUAUACCCGAUUACAUUGUAGGUGAGGUGGAUGAUCGCCUGUCGGAUGGUGCCACGCCGCAAACGUCUCAGGAUGCAACCACUGCAGCGAACCAGAAUGUGGCUCAAUACUCCUCCGAGUACGAAAUACUCACAGAGUCCGAAAUGGAGGAGAAAUACCAGGCGGAUGCGGACAACGCCGAAAUUGCCAUUGAGAUGACCCGAUUGCUGGGGAAUGCCAGCGGGGCGGCAGGUGCGAAUUCCGGCCAAGUAAUGGAUGAUGCGGGUGGCGGCGGUGCGACGAGUGGUCCCUCGACUACGGUGUCUGUGACGCCGGUCAAAUCGGACAACAAGGCCAGUGGGACAAACGAUUCGCCCAAUAAUAAGUGGACAGAAUGUCAGUUUUGCAAAAUGGUUAUAACCACGGUUAAUCUUUGGAGACAUAUUCGCACCCAACAUACACCACAACCGCCCCGCAAAUGCGAUCUGUGCAAUAAGAAUUUCAAGAACAAAUACAGUCUGCGUGAGCACAUACGCAUCUCCCAUGAACAGAAGGUGGCCAUCAAGACGGAGAACUGAUGCGUGUUCAUUAGCCUGGGCCGCCUGCGUGCUGCCGGAUCGAGAUUGGGAUUUAUCGAUAAGGGAGAGAGAUAUAGUUAAUUACGUCCAGCUUAGCGAGAAGCCAACCAACCAACCAACCAGCCAGUCAACCAACCAACAAACCUUCAUUUCCCCAUCAAAGCUCCCAAUAAGAAAAACAAAAAAAAAAAAAACUAGCCAAAAUUGUCAACUCAAAUGCAAAGCAGAAAUAAGUAUGAACUUAGCGUAUGUUUGGGCACUCAAAUAGCCCUCGAUGUUUAGCUCCCCAUAUAUAUAUAGUUCGAUUAUAUAAAUCUACGGAAUAGCUAUUAAGUGCAAUCAGUCAGUCGGAGAGUGGAGCUGGUAAUCCCGUCGUUGACCAAGCCAUGAUGUCAUGUGUCCUCGUAAUACGUGCAUGUACCACUUGUAUUUAGUCCAUUAUUUGCUUUAGAUAUAUUUUUUUUUAUUAUAUUCAUAGAAAUGGCAAAGUACAAGCCCUACCCCGCCUUCGCCCUUCCAAUCCAUUUAACCAAUCAUUUUGUAUAUAAAACCAUACACUUACGGUUAUCUUUAGAGUUCAGAUAGAGUGAUACUAUAUAGGCGAGGAAUUCACCUUUACUGUUCACUUUAUUCAAGCUCUCUUUUAGUUUUGUAUAUAGAGCUAGGCGGCUUAACAAAGUACUUUUAUGACCCCAUUAGAAACCCAAUCUAAAGAUUUCUGUGGCAGCGCCAGAAGAAAGUCUUUUUAACCAAUUGAAUUCCCCGGAAAGUUCUUUGUACUUUGCUCACAAAAAAAAAAAAAAACACAAAAGAAAAAAGAAAAGCAAAAAGAAAGAAGGAAAACCCCUUGUGUACAAAUUUAAAACAGGAUACGAAAACCCAAUUACCCAGCGCGCUUUUUUGACCAUCUGUGUUCAGCAUUAGAGAGCGUUGGCAAAUUAUUGUAAAUUAGCUAAAUUAGUUAUAGUUUAGUUUAAGAUACCUCACCACCCCCUCCCCCCUGUUUACACACACACACACACACAUACAAAAAAUGCAAUCGACAUAGUUUAGUUUUUUUUGGUAUAAAACUUAGUUGGAUUAGCCCACACGAGCCAAGUGAAAAACGGAAGUCAUAGUGUCUACGCUAGGAUUAGUUGAAAGUAUUUUACAAAAAAAAAAAACAAAAAAUAAAGAUAAAGAAAAUGAAAGGAAA